This is a messenger RNA of Psilocybe cubensis, 8097 nucleotides long. RefSeq lists its product as uncharacterized. NCBI's taxonomy places the organism in Eukaryota, Fungi, Basidiomycota, Agaricomycetes, Agaricales, Agrocybaceae. Gene Ontology annotation, molecular function: protein binding; cysteine-type endopeptidase activity. Bases 1 to 8097 code for a protein of 2698 amino acids. Gene Ontology annotation, biological process: proteolysis. The transcript has 9 exons. The record is from RefSeq and is a predicted model, not a curated record.
AUGGACAGUAUUCGGACUCCCCGGCGUCUGGGUCAUUUGAACUGGGAAAACUUUCACGCUCUCCUCAUUGGAAUUGAUAAAUAUUCGGCUAGAAUAUCCUCUUUGAACGGGGCCGUUCGCGAUAUGGUGUAUAUGAAGGACUUUCUGCUUUCUUCUUUCGAUGUUCCAGAAGGCUCCCAGCUCGAUAUACGAGAAUUGACAAACGAGGCUGCCACUCAUUCAAAAAUUAUAGAUGCCAUAAGAAAACUGGAAAUCGACCCAUUGGUUAAGAAGAACGACGCGAUACUGAUCUAUUACUCUGGCCAUGGCGCGUCAAUACCUCCCCCCGAAGGUUGGCCUGGAUACAGUCGGAAGGAACCUGAAGGAGGAUGGCCGGAGAAGACCAAGAUUCAAUGUAUCGUCGCGGCUGAUGCACAAGUUUCGAAAGAGAAUCAUCGGCACUUCGCCAGCGGCGUUGUGCUCGACCGCACUCUUGCUGCUCUCCUCCACAACUUGGCUGACAAGAAAGGGAGCAAUAUCACAAUAAUUCUUGAUUGUUGCCACUCCGGAUCUGGCACUCGUGAUGCUUCGGAGCUCUUUCGUGGAAUCGAAUUCAGUAGCCCAGAAGGAAAACCUAUCACUGUUCCAGGUGAUUAUCAAAUGUCAAUCUGGGAGAAAUUCAUCGACUUCAACAGAGGAGCCGUGAUUGAUUAUAAGUAUCGCCACGCUGGCCUCGAAUCACAUGUCCUACUCGCUGCCUGUGGUUCUGAAGAAAGGGCAUCCGAUGGCUAUUCCUUCACUCAAGGUCUUUUAAAUUAUUUAAAAAAGGAUACUAUCAACCUGAGCGCCCUUUCGUAUGUUGGACUCAUUCGAGGUGUCGUUUUGAAAUCUAAGAGAGAUAGGCAGCAUCCAUUGUGCGAAGGAAAUAGUAAACACAGCAUGCUUUUCGAUUUGAAGGAGAUCAACGUUGGACGCCCUACGUUUGACGUCAUUAAGGAUAAUGGUAAACUUAUCUUGUGCGCUGGUGGUAUGGUUGGCGUGCAUACUGGAACUGAAUACGGGGUCUAUACUUCGAAGGUGUUUAGCAUUAACAGCACUCUUAUUGGAAAUUUCGUAGUAGGGGCCGUUGGUGCUACCACUUCUUCUCUGAUAUGCAGUGAAGAAGAACUCAAGCUGAUAGAGUACGAGUCAGCUGUUGCCUCCCCCAGGGUUGCUUCACCAAGCAAGUUUUUUGUUCACGUUGGAGAUGAUUCGAUAGUCUCCUGUGUCAAAGACGCCAUACAGCGGGAGAACCCUGAAGAUCAAUUUGGACGACCCCAGCUUUGCUUUGAUGUUACAAGCCCAGUUGAUAACCUGGAUUGGGAUCUUACCUUGGACAUCAGGGAUGGCGAGAUUGCUUUCCUUUACCCAAAGAAAUCCAAAGUGGGAAAAUUUGGAUUAGAUGGUUUGCAAUUCACACUAUCUCUAGAUUCUCCUCGAGUACGACGGGUGCUUCGCUCCGCGGCUCAUUUCUUCGACCAUCUAAACCGCGAAUCGCAAAGUGGAAAUCUUAAGGAUGGAGUAGAAGUGUUUCUCUGCGAGCUGGAAGACAGCAGCUCAUAUGAGAUAGUCAACGGGAAAAUUCGGCGAGAAAUGAAAUUCAAGCGUCGUCUUCCAACUGCCGCACAUGGAGCAUACGAAGUUGAAGCUGCGAUGGCUGGAUCUCAAAGCAAUAGUAUUCCGGCAUAUGGCAUUGAAAUUGUCAAUAAGACUAAAUUUCCGUUAUUUGCAUGGGUUUUUUUCUUUGAUUGCAGCACCCUGGAAAUCGGAUCUUUUUAUGAUCCACCUGUUUCAAAAGGUUCCGCCGUGGUCGAUCCAACGUUACCAGCCUGCGUGGAGGGCACAGGCCCAACGCCGGUCGCUCUCAAUUUCAGAAACGGAGGCGGGAAACUCCUUCGCUUGCAGCUUUAUGAAGGGCAGUCCCUUGACAUCGGAUUUUUGAAGAUUUUUAUCUCGAAAAAGUAUCUAGGCGGUGGACUGUCAAGUAUCGUGCAACCUCCUCCUUUGGUUCGGGACACUAACGGAGUGUGGCGGGGAAUUGCUCGUCAAAGCAGGCCCUAUGAUGGUAGGCCGCUCAAGCGAGCUCUAAAUGGGUCUGAUGAUACCUGGGAUGUACUUACGGUGCCGUUGACCUUGAUUCGCGACGAGGAAGAUGCAUUAGAGGCUGUGCGUUGUGCUACCUCUAUGUUGGAAGAAUGUCUAGGAGGGUUGUCGUUCUCAAAACUUGACGCAGCCGUCUUGCUGUUCCGUCAAGUUUCCAAUCGUUAUACAGCGCCCCAUCCACUCUACGCCGAAGCCACGUUCAAUCUCAUAUCUUCGUUAAGUGUUAGGUUCAUGUACACCUAUCAGAUAGGCGACUUUUUGGAAGCAUCACGUCUUCCCCUCAAGACUGCCGAAAUCUACGAAUUCGAUACUACUGAUAAUACACCUCUGGAUGAAAGCAACGCAGAGAUGAGAUUGGGAAAGGCUCACUUAGUCGACUUUCACAGAUCCAUUCCUCUUCAUGUUCUGAACACUGUCAUUGAUAUGGUGCAGCAAUCGCUUUUAUAUCUUUCGUCCAAUGUUGAUACCAAAGUUGUGGCUUUGACGACACUGGCCAAGGCAGUAUUCACCCGUUUCCUCAUCUGCUCCGAUACAGCCGAAGAUGAUUUCAAUUUGGCCAUAUCUAGCCUGCAGGACGCCCUCACGUAUAUUCCCCAAGGAGACGAUAGACUAUCCAUGUUACGAUUCUGCAUCCACGGAAUGCUAGCUUCCCGGCUUGAUACAUCAGGCGAUAUAUCCUACGUUCAAAGAACAUCAUCGAUUUGGAUGGAUGAAUGGCCACUUGAGGUCGUCGUCGAUGUCCUGGAACGAUUUCAGUCUGCCAGAGAGCUUUACAAGAAAUUUAUGAAGUCGGGAGACCUACAGGCCCUUAAUAAUGCAGAGAAAAUCUGUCGAGAAGGGGUUCAAACUUUACCUCGGUGGUGUGGCGAUCGUUUACUUGUCAUCGAUCUUUUAGCGGCAGUCUUAUUGGACCGAUUCAGAGUUAAAGGUGAAGAGGGUGAUCUGGAACAAGCCAUUUCUUUGUUUAGGCAAAUUAUUGAGUUACAACAUCCCCCUCAUUUCGAUCUACCUCUUCAUUUGUCCAACCUCGCACAAGCGUUGUCAACCAAAUUCAAGCAAGAGGGUGAACUAGAUGACCUUGACGAAGCCAUUGCUCUUAGCAGGAGAUCUCUAGAUCUUGCCCCUCUAUCACAUCCUAAUCGACAUGGCUUUAUGGAGAAUCUUGGUGUUGUACUCUCUGCUCGAUUUCGCCACGAAGGUCAACCCGACGAUCUCGAUGAAUCUAUUUCUCUUCUCAGACAAUCUAUGAAAAUUCAACAGUCUUUGGGAUCGGAACAAUCAUCAACUCUUACCAAUUUUGCAAACUCUUUAUUGACUCGGUUCAAUCAAAAAGGCGACCUACAAGAUCUCAACGAUUCCAUUUCUAUGCAUCGACAAGCAUUGAAAUUGCACAAUCCUUCGGAUCCUGAAAAAGCUAGUUGCCUCAUCAACCUGGCCAAUUCCUUAUUGACACGUUUCGAACAAGCCGGUCAACUCGAUGACCUUGACGAGUCAGUAUCUUUAAACAGGGAAGCCCUCGAGAUACUGCGUCCACCACAUCCCAGCCGAUCCAAAGUGUUGAUGAAUCUUGGGCAAGUACUCUCAACCCGAUUUCGCCAUCGCGGCCUCCAAGAUGACCUUGUUGAAUCUAUGUCUCUACUCGAGCAAGCACUUGUACUUCAGUCUCCACCCCAUCCCCUGCGCCCUAUAUCACUUAGCAGCCUUGCAAAUUCGCUGAUAUACCAAUAUCAUAGCCAAGGUAAUCAACUUGACCUUGACAAAGCCAUUUCACUGCAACAGCAAGCCCUUGAACUCCGACGAUCACCUCAUCCUGACCGGUCCGGCUCUUUGACCAACCUUGCAAAUGCGUUGUUCACCAGAUUUGAACAAGGUAAUCAAAUAAGUGAUCUUGACGAAGCGAUAAAGCUUGACAGGGAGGCUCUCUCUUUGAUCCUCCCGUCACUUUCCACUCGAAUAAACCCUCUGAUCAACCUUGGUCGAGCUCUGUCAACUAGAUUCCGUCACACAGGGCACCAGGGUGAUCUCGAUGAAUCCAUCUCUCUCCUUCAAGAAGCUCUCAAGUUACAAAAGUCUUCUCAUCCACAUAGAUGUACAUGUCUCACGAACCUUGCGAAUUCUUUUCUAACUCGGUUUGCUAUAGGAGGAAAACAGCACGACCUAGACGAAUCUGUCACUCUCUUUGAACAAGUCCUCGAAUUGCGACCGUUAAACCACCCAGAUCGCCCUGGCUCCUUAGCAAAUCUUGCAAUUUCAUUGUUUACUCGAUUUCAGAAGCGUGGUCAACAAUUCGACCUUGACGAAGCUAUUCGACUGAACAAAGAAGCUCUUGAACUCAAUUUAUCGUCCCAUCUUAGCCGGUCCAGGAUUCUUAUCAAUUAUGGGCAAGCAUUAUGGAUCCGGUUCAGUCAUAAAGGCGAACGGAGCGACUUGGAUGAAUCUAUCUCAAUUCUGGGAAAAGCCCUCGAACUUCAAUCACCGUCUGACCCAUAUCGAUCAAUGUCACUUGGCUGCCUUGCUGGUUCUCUAUUGACCCGAUUUAAACAAGAUGGCCAGAAAAACGAUUUGGACGGCGCAAUUUCUCUUUAUCGACAAUCCCUUCCACUCCGGCCUCCACCUCAUCCCGACCGCGCUUCCUCAUUAACCAAUCUCGCAGAUGCGUUGUUAUGCAGGUUUUCACAAGCCAGCAAAAAUGCUGACCUUGAUGAAGCCAUUAGCCUGAAUAGAGAGGCAUUGGAACUCUUCCCUGAAACCCAUCCCAAUCGUUCUGUCGUCAUGAUCAAUCUUGGAACUUGUCUGUGUACCCGGUUUCAUCAUAGAGGCCAGCGGAAUGAUCUCAAUGAAUCUAUAUCCAUUCUAGAGAGUGUACGGGAGCCUCAACUCUCAUCUCAUCUCCAUCGACCAAUCUUGCUUCGUGCUCUGGUAGUUUCGCUUAUGGUCCGGUUCGAACAAGACAGCCAACAAAGUGACCUCGACAGAGUCAUUUCUUAUCAUAAACAAGUCUUAGCGCUUGAGCCUCCUCCACAUCCUGAUCGGCUCGGUUCGUUGAUCAAUCUGGCAGGCGCCCUAUUCACACGCUUCGAACAGAAGAACGACAUAAGUGACUUGGACGAGGCAAUAUCACUUCAUCAAGAAGCUCUUGACCCAUUUCUUCCAUCCCAAUCCAUUAAUAAUCCAUCCUCAGCCUUGGAACAAGCAUCAAAGAGCAACCUUUUCUCUGCAUCACAUCCACUAUUAUCUACACUACUCAAUCAGUUCGCAUCUUCGCUUCUGGCCAGAUUUAGACGAGAAGGCGAACAGCGUGAUCUUGACUAUGCCAUUUCUGUUGGUAGGCGAGCCCUCGAGCUCCGCCAGGCGCCGCACUCAGACCGGCCUGGCUCGCUCAUAAAUCUUGCAAGCGCGUUGCUGACUCGAUUCCAGCAACAAGGCCGGCAAGAUGACCUCGACGAAUCUAUUUCGUUGAGCGUAAUGGCUUUGGAAAUUCUUCCUUCCUCACACCUUGGUAAGGUCGGUGCUCUGAAACAACUUGGUUAUGGGCUAUCAAUGCGGUUUGACUACAGAGGCCAACGCCGCGACCUUGAUGAAUCGGUCUCUCUUUUUAGGCAGGCUGUUGAACUCGUACCUUUAUCGCAUGCACAACGAGCCGAAACCCUUUCGCGACUAGCCAAUUCUUUAUUGGAUCGCUUUCUGCGAAGUAGAGAGCAACAAGACCUAGAAGAAUCCAUUUCACUCCAUCGGCAAGCCCUUGAACGACAGUCGCCGUCUCACUCUGCUCGACCCUCAUUUUUGACAAAUCUCGCGAGUGCAUUAGGUACCCGAUACGAACAAACACAUGAACCCGGAAACCUUGAUGAAGCUAUAUCCCUUAAUAGAGAAGCGCUGCUACUCUUUUCUCCAUCCCAUCCCUAUAGAUUUAUUGUGUUAACGAAUUUAGGAAACCUUUUGUCAACCCGAUUUCUUGCUCGAGGCCAACGCGACGACCUGGAUGAGUCUAUUACCCUCCUUAGACAAGCACUUGAAUACCAACCAUUGUCCCAUCCUCUUCGUCCCAUUACACUUAACAACCUUGCCAGAGCGCUGGCGACCCAAUGUAAAGAAACAGGCAAAUACGAGGAUCACGACGAGUCCAUCCAUUUGCAUAGAGAAGCAUUGGGUUUGCGACCUUCUCCGCAUCCUGAUCGAUCUGCGUCUCUUCACAAUCUUGCCUAUGAAUUGUCAAUCCGAUACCAAAAUAGGGGUCAAGGCAAAGACUUAGAAGAAGCAAUGUCUUUGUUCCUUGAUGCUACACAAUAUCUAUACCAAUCUUCAUCCUACCGACUCCGCGUUGCAAAACGAUGGAUAGCGGAAGCCAAACGAAACCAACAUGGCUCUGCCAUCACUGCAUAUCAAGCUGCACUGCGAGCAUUACCUCAGGUAGCGGCUCUGAGUCUCAGUGUAGAAUCGCGACACAAGGCUUUAGCUGCGGGAAGUGACGGACUAGCGCGUGAUGCAUCUAGCUGCGCGAUUGAUGCGGGAAACUUUGAGCUGGCUAUAGAGUUGCUGGAAGGAGGGCGUAGUGUAUUCUGGUCCCAAGUCUUGUCUCUCAGGUCACCCGUUGACCGAUUGCUCAGCAUCGAACCCAAUGGGCCUGAACUUGCCAAUAAAUUACGAAAUGUUGCUGCUGCUCUAGAGGCAGGAUCUCAUCGUAUUGCCUCUACUGAACUGUUCGAUAACGAGAGGAAAAUUUCCAUCGAACAAGAAACGUCACGAAUGACGGCGCUUAGUGAAGAAUGGGAAGAGACUGUCAUCGCAGUCAGAAAAAUAGAGGGGUUUGAAGAUUUUCUAACCCCGCCCCGUUUUUCAUCCCUCAAACAUGCUGCAGUUCAACAUCCGAUUAUCUUGCUCGUCUCCAAUGAUGACAAGAGUCACUGCCUCAUCAUGACAGCGUCAAACAUUCAUCACAUACCCCUCCCAAAUUUGCGCACCCCUGUUCUGAAAGUCCUUGUUGAUAACGUUCGAACGGCUGUCUCUCAGACUACGAUUCCGCGGUCAUUGAUCGACGAAACCCAAGAAACAAUAGCCAGACUUUUAGGCGAGGAAAGGGGAAUAAGUUAUCAAAAUGACAGCGAAGACUCCGACGAGGCUUUCAGAUUUGUUUUGGGCAUGUUAUGGGAUGAAUUAGUGAAACCAGUAAUUGAUUACCUCAAUAUCAAGACAUCAACACCGAAGCCUAUCUUACAGUGGUGUCCCACAGGCUAUUUCACCUUUCUCCCGCUACAUGCGGCUGGGCGCUAUGGGGGCUAUCCAGCUACUGAAUGCGCACUCGAUUACUUUAUUUCAACGUACACUCCCACCAUCGGUGCUCUACUUUCACGGCCAUAUGCGCCUGCUCCUGACAACUUCCGGAUGAUGACCGUGAUACAAUCUCAUGAGCUCCCUUCCACCGAAAUCGAAUUAAUGAAUAUUCGACAGCACGUAUCUCCCAAUUUUCUCAUUGAAUUAGGUGUUGCUGGAUCGCCUGCAGGAGUCGAAGAUGUUGCUUCCCGCCUUGCUGAUAUUUCUGUCGUCCACUUCGCCUGUCAUGGGAUGCAAGAUCCAUUUAAACCGCUCGACAGUGGAUUGAAGCUCGAUGACGGGAUACUUCGGAUAUCCCGAAUCAUGAAAGAAAAUAUGCGCAACGGAUCGCUUGCCUUCCUUUGUGCUUGCGAAACUGCCAUGGGUGAUGAGAAGCUUCCAGACGAGGCGAUGAAUAUCGGUGCGAGUUUGCUCUUCUCUGGUUUUGAAAGGGUCGUUGCUACCAUGUGGGCAAUGCGAGACGACGAUGGGCCAACUAUUGCAAAUGUCUUCUACCGCGAGCUUCUUGGUACUAAUGAUGGACAAAGGGCAACUGUCCCGGACGUGACAAAGUCUGCGUAUGCACUCCAUACUGCAGUCCAGGAAUUGCGGAGCAAUAAAGUCUCGUUCCGUCGAUGGGUCCCGUUUAUCUAUAUGGGAAAGUAG